This is a messenger RNA of Trichobilharzia regenti, 2754 nucleotides long. Lineage: Eukaryota; Metazoa; Platyhelminthes; Trematoda; Strigeidida; Schistosomatidae. The record is from the annotation of a GenBank genome assembly.
AUGAAGGAUAAGAUGACUUCUCCUCUCAGACUGACACGCUUUCCAUUUAAUAUGUUAAUCAUCAGAAGUGUUGUAAUACUGAUAUUUACUUGUGAUAAUGCAGUGUCAGGUGCGGAAUUUUUGGGAUUCUCUUGGCAUUACUCAAUAUUCACAGAUGACACCAUAAGUGAUGAUGCAUUUGAAAGACAACACUUACAACGUGAUGUAAUCCCUCAGUCUUAUAAUUUAAAAAUUCAAUUUAAUCUACCCGAUGGAGAUCAGAGACUACCUUUCUUCAAUGGUUCUGUGACUAUCAAACUUUACUGUUUAAAUGCUACAAAGGUGAUCACUUUACAUGCUGGUGACAAUUUGAGAGUCUCUUCAAGGCAGGUUACUAUAUCUACUUGGAAUAAUAUAAAUGGGAACCCUAAGAAAGUUGAAAUUAAACGCAUUUCUCGUAUUAGAGAUACUGAUCAGUAUCGCAUAGAACUACAGUCUCCAUUAAAACCAAAUACUCACUACAAUUUGACAAUUGGUCGAUUUAGAUUACGCAGAGGCCGUGCACCAGAAGGUUUAUAUUUGACUGAUUAUGUAACAAAUGAUACACGCAGUUAUAUAGUAACCACUGGAACAGAACCAACACAUUCCAGACGUCUUUUUCCAUGUUGGGAUGAGCCUACAUUCAAAGCACAAUUUCAGGUUAACAUCAUACGUCAUAAAGAUUAUAAUUCACUUUCGAAUAUGCCCUUGAAUAAAACUGAAACACUCUAUGGUGAUUGGUGCCUUGACAGCUAUGAACCAAGUGAAAACAUAUCAGCACAUCUUUUGACAAUUGUUAUUUCUCAGCUUUCUCCAAAACAAAUAACAGAUUCAAAAGGAAGGAAUUUUACAUUUUGGGGCAGUCAAGAAGCACUACAGUUUGCCAAUAAUGUACUAAAUAUUUCUGCAAGAUUGAUUGAAUUUUUCGAAAAUUACUUUAGUGUUCCUUAUCCAGUUAAAAAGCUGGAUAUUGUUGCAAUCCCAGAUCUUGAUUAUAAAUGGUUCGGUAAUAUUGUUACAAUGAAGUGGUGGGAUAAUGUAUGGGUGAAUGAAGGUCUAGCUACAUUCUUUGAAUAUGCUGGACUGAGCCACAUUCAUCCGAAGUGGAAAGUGACUGAUAAUUUCCCACUGGAUGUUACACAAAAAGCUUUGUAUUUCGACUCAUCUUUGACAUCACUGCCACUUAGUCAGAAAAUAAUUUAUCCGGAAGAGGUUGAAAAUGAUUUCGGAAUUUAUUCAUAUGAUAAGGCAGCAUCUCUUUUGCGAAUGGUACAAUCGUUUGUAGGGCACAAGGCAUUUCUGGAUGGUGUAAAAAAUUACUUAAUUGAACACAAAUAUGAUACGGCUGAUGAUGAAGAUUUGUGGGAGGCACUGGAGAAAGCUGCAAAAGAGGAAAACAAAUGUGCCAACAUCACAAAAGUCAUGGAUACUUGGACUCGGCAAAUUAACUAUCCACUUGUAGUUAUCAAACGUGAUGAUACAAACACAUUUCAUUUCUCCCAAAUUCCUUACUUUGACCCUUCUAAUGACACAGAACCUUCAGAACACCACAACUAUACUUGGGAAAUACCUCUAACAUAUGGGUCAGCUAAUACGACAAAUUGGGAUGAGACAAGAGUUAUAUGGAUGACAAAUCGUACAAUGACCAAGACCUUAGACAUAAAGCCCACAAGCUGGUAUCUAUUCAAUGUCCAACAGACUGGAUAUUACCGAGUCAAUUAUACUGACAAUAACUGGCAACUACUGACAGAACAAUUGAAUAAAGAUUUUGAGGCGAUUCCAGUUGCUUCACGUUCACAAAUUAUAAAUGACCUUUUCAAUCUAGCAAAUAAAAACAAUGUGUCGUAUACUGUAUUUCUAAAUUUGACGAAGUAUUUAAAAAAUGAGAAUAAUUCGGUAGUUUGGGAAACAGUGUUACAACCAUUUAACUUUCUUUAUCACAUGCUUGGUUUAACUGAGAGUUAUACACAUUUUCAAGCCUAUCAACAGUCUCUCUUAGACAAGCCACUUGAAUCAGUUGAUUGGGUAACUAUAAAAGAAGAUCAAGAUUUUGAAAAAGGCUUGCGACGAGAAUACUUAGUUCAUCUCGCCUGUCAAGUGGAACAUCCAUUGUGUGUACGGAAUGCCACAGAACUAUAUAAUCAAUGGGUGAUUAAUCCCUCAAUAAACCCGAUACCACGAAGCUUGAGAAGGACUGUGUAUUGUUCAGCUAUACGUUCCGGUAAUGCAACACAUUGGGAGUUUCUAAGGCAGAGGUUAUCUGUGAAGGGCAAUGAUCAUGAGGAAAUGUAUAACAUUUUACAAGGAUUAUCUUGUUCAAGUAAUGUCGAGACUAUGAAAAAGUAUUCGAACUGGAUAUUACAGAAUGAAGACCUCCAGUAUGUGCUUUCAGAUAUUGCAUCAUCUCCAACUGGUAAUCAAGUGCUUUGUCAAAGUGCAAUAGACGAAUUGAAAAGUGUUGUGAAUGGAUCCAAGACUACUCAGCAAGGGCCAAAAAUUCAACGUUUAGUGGAACUGCUAGAUACUUUGUCUGAGUAUGGAGACGUUUUAAUUGAUGUUGCAAAGCAAGCAGAGAUAAUUGAAUUGGGAAGACGUGCUAUAGAAAGUUCUCGAAUACCCAUUCUACAGACGAUAUAUGCAACUUAUCUUCAAAGAGUCGAAAAAAAUCUAAAAUGGUUAAAUACUUAUGAUGAGGUCAUCAAUAGCUGGUUGAAGGAAAAUUUUGGGAAACAAUAA